Molecule: messenger RNA, 1624 nt
Organism: Zychaea mexicana
Lineage: Eukaryota; Fungi; Mucoromycota; Mucoromycetes; Mucorales; Lichtheimiaceae
Exons: 5
Coding region: 181-1347 (388 amino acids)
Biological process (GO): endoplasmic reticulum tubular network organization
Cellular component (GO): endoplasmic reticulum tubular network
Source: RefSeq, a predicted model, not a curated record
CAAUAAUUGACUCUAAAGACAAACCGAGGCACAUGCCCCACCAUGCACAUGUGCGGACUUCAAGCCGUUCUCGAGUGCACACGCGCCUCACUUUUCUUUUUUUUCUCUCCUCUUUUUAUUUGACUUGUUCUUUUCUCCUUCUCUCAUUCAUUUGGCACACAUUUAAAGAAAAAGUCAGAGAUGGGUGCUUUAUUUUCAAAGCAAAAGACCGACCCAAAUGAUUAUGAAAAGAUCCUCUCCGAACUCGACGAAAGCAUUCAAAAGGCUGAAGUGAGACUUUCGGAAAUCAAGAUUCGAGAACGUCGAACGGGUCUUUUAUGGAUAAUAUACGGUACAAUUGCUUGGGCAGCCUUCUUGUUGUACAGUUUUAUCGUACUUCACGGAGAAGGUGACGAACAUGAAUGGAACACACUUGCAGUGACUUUGUUACCUGUUCUCGUGAUUCCACUAGGAAUCUACUACACGCGUCGAUUAUUGAAAUGGUUCUAUACCCGAAAACAAACAAACGAAGAAGCCAACCUGGCCGCUCUACGCGCACAACAAAAACUCAAGGUUGAAGAGCUGAAAAAGAAGACAUCCUACUACACGACAAAGUCAUUAUUGGAAAGAUACGAUUUGGCUGCUGCACAGAGGAGGAAACAAGAACAGCAGGCUCAACAACGGGCCAUGGCAACCGGUGCUACCCCACGUCAACAACAACCAGGUGCACAGCAACAGCAGCUGAGACAACGAAGUGGAGGACCAGGUCCAUCACCACAGGGACAGGGCAUGGUCCAACCGCAACAAGGUGGUGGCCCUGCUGCCGCCGCUGCUGCUACUGCAGGCACCAGAGGACUCGCGCCAGUACAUUUACAAGCAAGGACACCUGUUCCCCAGCAGCCAAAAGAACGUCAAUGGUACGACAAGCUGGUCGAUGCUUUGGUAGGAGAAGAAGGACCCGAAACAAAGUAUGCCUUAAUAUGUCGUCAUUGCUUUACACAUAAUGGAUUGGUGCUGCCUCAAGAAAUCGACCUCAUACAAUAUACCUGCCCAAAUUGCAAACAAUUCAAUCCCGCACGAAAGUUAGCAAACGUCCCCGCAUCACCAACGCCACCUCCGCCACAACAGCAAUCAUCGCCAUCGCCAUCAUCAUCUACCAACGAAAUUCACAAAGAACAGCAUCUAUCACCCAUCACUGGAGAGAACGGAUCGAACCACAACCAUCAUCAUGAACAGCACCCGUCACCCAGACCUGAACCUGAAUUGGAACCAUACAAAGUCUCAGAUGAAGAAGAUGAAGCUGAGGAUGGCGAUAACAAAAAGAGCGUUCCCAACACUACGAAUGCUGAGGGUAUCAAGGCUUCAUGAAUGAAUGAAUGAAUCGACGGUCAUAUCUCACUUAUUCUUUGUCUAAUUCUACUACUUUAGCUCAUAUUUUUCUCCUCUUUCCAUCAUUUAUUUUCGCUAUUCUUUGUGGCAUUCAUUACAUGCAUGCAUCAUUAUCUUUUAUUAUCUAACGCAUAUUGCUUGUCGGGACAUAUGCAUUCUUUGCUGGGCAUUACGGAAGCACACAUACAUUAAAAAAGACCAAGGAAGAAUGGAGAGAAAAAGCGGCCAUUGCCUAUCUAUGCACACACACACAUAA